AUGUGCUUCUCUCCGCAGCUUCUCGCUGCUGCUUCUCUCCGCGGCUUCUCGCUGCUGCUUCUCUCCGCAGCUUCUCGCUGCUGCUUCCCUCCGCGGCUUCGCGCUGCUGCUUCCCUCCGCUGCUUCCCUCCGCUGCUUCCCUCUGCUGGCUUCUUCUCACUACCGCUUGUCUGCAUCCUUCAUGUUCCAUCUCUCCACUUCCCUUCCUCGACCCCCUCUCGCUCCCGUCCCCCUCCCGUCUCCCUCCCCUCUCCCUUCCCUCUAAAAAAUGGUGAAAUGCGGUCCUCUCUCCCUCCCCUUGCCCUCUCUCUCCUCUCUCCCUCUCCCUCCUUUCUCCCUCUCCUCCUCUCCCUCCCAUCUCCCUCCCCUCUUUACUCUCGCUCCUCUCUCCCUCUCCCUCCCCUCUCCCUCCUCGCUUCCUCUCCCUCCCCUCUCCCUCCCCUCUCCCUCCUCGCUUUCUCUCCCCCCCCUCUCCCUCCUCGCUUCCUCUCGCUCCCCUCACGCUCCUCCUCUCUCCCGAAUGGUCCUUCAUCGAUAUAG
This is a messenger RNA of Closterium sp. Naga37s-1, 540 nucleotides long. The record is from the annotation of a GenBank genome assembly. Lineage: Eukaryota; Viridiplantae; Streptophyta; Zygnematophyceae; Desmidiales; Closteriaceae.